UCAAUUCGCCAGCGCCACCCAGAAACCCCAAUUGAGCAAAAUUCCCACCCCCAUUACUCUAAAUCAUUAUCCAAAUCCAAUAUAAAUUCAUCAUGUCGAUUGAUGAAGAACUGGGUUAGAUAAAGAUUCCUUCUUUCUGUCUUUCUUUCUUCUUUUGAGAGAGAAAGAUAGAAAGGGCCGGAGUAAUGGCGGGGUCGGAAGAUAAACAGGAAGAAGAAGAACAGAAAUUGUUGGACGGAGUAGCUACUUUGGAUUUUGACAUGCUCUGUUCUAUGGUAGCCAUGCAAACAGAGGGUAAACGGAGGAUUCUCAACGACGGCGACGAUGAUGAUUUAGACGGCGGCGGCGCCGCCGGAGAAUCAGGUGGUGUUUUCAGGAUGUGGGAAGGUGAACUUCUCGAUUGUUUCGAUGACCGACGUUUAGCUAUUGAAACCGUCUGUUGCCCGUGUUAUAGAUUUGGGAAGAACAUGGAAAGAGCUGGAUUAGGUCAUUGUUUUAUCCAGGGAUUUGUAUAUUUCUCCCUUCUUGCUGUUGUGAUCUUCAAUCUUAUAGCUUUCACUUUAAGCAGCAAACAUUGCUUUCUAUACAUGGGUUUCGGGUUUGCUCUUUCUUUUGGUGCUUAUUUAGGGUUCUUCCGUAGACAAAUUCAGACUAAAUUCAACAUCAAGGAUAAUGACAGUUCUUGGGACGGUUGUAUCUUCCACCUUCUUUGCCCAUGUUGCACCUUAUGCCAGGAAUCUAGAACUUUGGAAAUGAACAACGUUAGAGAUGGGAUAUGGAUUGGUCGUGCAGAUUCCAUUUGUAUAAGCAGCAACAGAUAUGGUGAAAGUACUAAAACAGUCUUUCAACAGCUUCAUCCUCCAGCCAUAGUCUUAGCCCAUGUCUGAAAAAUCAUGUUCAUUUCUCAAAAAACAUAAAACAUUUGUCAAUGUCUAGCUGUUGUACAGUUUUCUACAAUUGUUGUAUGCUUUUUGUUAAACAGAAUUGAUUGAAUGAAAAGGAUACAACAAGUGAAAAAUGAAAUAAAAAAAACAGUUCAUGAUUCAA
Impatiens glandulifera is the source of this 1047-nucleotide messenger RNA. Its product is annotated as cell number regulator 2. Lineage: Eukaryota; Viridiplantae; Streptophyta; Magnoliopsida; Ericales; Balsaminaceae. Bases 186 to 887 code for a protein of 233 amino acids. The record is from RefSeq and is a predicted model, not a curated record. The transcript has 5 exons.